AUGCCCGCUGGCAACUCCACAAACUCCAAACUCCCCGCCGCCACCCGCGGCUGCACCCUUGACGAAGCCGAGGCGGGAGGGGCCGAAGAGGUCGAAGGCUUGGACGGUGAUGGCGCGCAGGGUGUAGGGGUCGGCGUGGAAGGGGUGGGUGGGGGUGGUGCGCUGGGUGGCGAGGGAGGUUUGUAG
Messenger RNA from Chaetomium globosum CBS 148.51, 186 nucleotides. RefSeq lists its product as uncharacterized. The coding region runs from base 1 to 186 and encodes 61 amino acids. The record is from RefSeq and is a predicted model, not a curated record. Lineage: Eukaryota; Fungi; Ascomycota; Sordariomycetes; Sordariales; Chaetomiaceae. The transcript is spliced from 2 exons.